Colletotrichum phormii is the source of this 903-nucleotide messenger RNA. RefSeq lists its product as uncharacterized. NCBI's taxonomy places the organism in Eukaryota, Fungi, Ascomycota, Sordariomycetes, Glomerellales, Glomerellaceae. The record is from RefSeq and is a predicted model, not a curated record. The coding region runs from base 204 to 815 and encodes 203 amino acids. The transcript has a single exon.
AUGAGUGAAGCGACGACUACUCUUUCGGUUUGAGACUACUGCUCCGAGGGCGAGUCUGCUUCCCAAAGGCUGGAUUCAAUCCUUGGAAGGAGAGAUACUAUGUACAGGAGACUGACAUACAACUUCCAAACCCCUUCGAUUCCCGCUGUGAUGUAGCACUGACUGAAUCUGAAUAUCAUAAACGUCCUCCUGCUAAGGUGCCUAUGCCUGGAAGUCUACAACCACAUAGCCAGAAGCAAGUUCCACGUCCAAUGGCAUCAAGUCUAGAUGCUACCUAUCCCAACAAGCUAGCUCGAGAAGCCAGCCGAGAAGAGGGGGGGACAGGCCAGCGAACUUGCGAAAGCAGUGACCACCAGCCUCUUCCUCUGACAGGAAAGCCGUUCCUAGCUGAGAUGAAAUUCAUGCCGGGUGCCGUUGGUGUUAGAAUUCCAUCUCAUAAUUCUCACGGUCCAAUUCUGUCUUUUGCCUCUCUAUCUUCCUCCCAGAGCACAGCUCGCAGACGGGCUUCCUCGGUGCUCCUGCCGAGAAAUCGACCCAGUUCAGGUCAAGGACAGCGAAUGGUUCCAGCUCACUCACCCUACCUACCUACCCACCCACACUUCCCGUUUCUGAUAAUAGAGUCGGCGGGCAGGUCAAGAACUUUUGACGUGCAUGAACUGCUUGCCGACUGUACUGCUUCAGAUAUGGAGACGGGCUGGUCAGAGAGCCAAAGUCUCUUUUGUCGCUUUUUACGAGACCAGGCUGAAGUGGAUCGUUUGUUUCUAGGUUUCGAGGCGGGAGUGGUGUUUAUGGCGAGUUUGAUGCUUUGCGGAUGAGAAGUUGUAGGUAUCAGGCAGACCUAGAGAUAGAGGAGGGGGGGGGCUGAGAACAGGAUCUUUUGUCGUUCCUAGGCGCCCCUUGUUU